AUGGAAGGGCUCAUGAAGAAAUACGGCAUCAUACAUAAAGUUGCCACAGCCUAUCACCCCCAAACGAACGGCCAAGCCAAGGUUUCCAAUCGGGAAAUCAAGCAUGUAUUGGAAAGGAUUGUGAAGCCUAGUAGGAAAGAUUGGAGUGCCAAGCUUACCGACGCACUUUGGGCAUAUCGAACGGCAUACAAGACGCCGAUUGGCAUUAGCCCCUUCCGGUUGGUGUAUGGUAAAGCUUGCCACUUACCGGUAGAAAUUGAACACAAAGCAUAUUGGGACAUCAAGGAAUGCAAUCUAAUUUUGGGUAGGGCCGGAGUUGAGAGGAAGCUUUAA
Messenger RNA from Arachis duranensis, 333 nucleotides. RefSeq lists its product as uncharacterized. The transcript has a single exon. Gene Ontology annotation, molecular function: nucleic acid binding. The coding region runs from base 1 to 333 and encodes 110 amino acids. Gene Ontology annotation, biological process: DNA integration. The record is from RefSeq and is a predicted model, not a curated record. Lineage: Eukaryota; Viridiplantae; Streptophyta; Magnoliopsida; Fabales; Fabaceae.